This is a messenger RNA of Onthophagus taurus, 473 nucleotides long. RefSeq names its product centromere protein S. Gene Ontology annotation, cellular component: FANCM-MHF complex. Gene Ontology annotation, biological process: replication fork processing; resolution of meiotic recombination intermediates. NCBI's taxonomy places the organism in Eukaryota, Metazoa, Arthropoda, Insecta, Coleoptera, Scarabaeidae. Gene Ontology annotation, molecular function: protein heterodimerization activity; chromatin binding. The record is from RefSeq and is a predicted model, not a curated record.
AAUUAAUCUGGUGUAAUAACGAAUUUCCUACAUAACCUAACAGUGUAGUGCAUAAACAAUGACGACUGAAAAGAAAUUAAAAUCGAGUAUUUAUUCGGAUGUGCGCGGUAUUUGCAAAGAUACCGCACAGAAGUAUGAAAUGGAGUUUGAUCAAAACGCGAUGGAUACAAUCGGGGAAUUAACUUGGAAAAAAUUGUUAUUGUAUACUCAGGAUUUAGAAGCAUUUCAUAAACACGCUAAAAGAUCUGCUGUAACAAUAGAUGAUGUUAAAUUACUUUGUAGGAGAAAUACGUCAUUGAAAGAAUUUAUGGAAAAAGAAUACCCCUCUAAUUCUUCAAAAGAUGGAAGUGGAGCUACUAAAAGAAAGAGAAAAACCUCCAACGUUGUUACACUAGACUAAGUUAUUAUUUGUUAUAACACCUAGUAUUAUAUUUUCUGUUUUGUUAAUAAACACAAUAAUUUCGUACCUGAAA